AUGAAUUCAAUCAAAGAAAUUUUCGAUGAAUCAAAAUCGGUUAUUGCAGAGUCUUGUCUUAUUUGGGCGAUUAAACCUGAAAGGAAUCAUGAGAAGACUGAUUUGUUGAAAUUUUUAAUCGAUAGAAUUGAUCAACCGGAAAAGGUUUUGAAAAAUGCAUUAGAUCAUUACAAAGUGGGAUUCAGGUUCGAUUUCAAGUCCAUCAAAACAACAAAUGAAAUUAGAUCAUUAACGGUUAAUUCAAACCUUUAUUAUUGGAUACUUAAAAGUUAUGGUCCAAGCUCGGAAAUUACGCAACAAUGUUUUGAUGAUAUUGUUGAAUCAAGAACCUGGAUAGAUUUAAAAUUACAAGGAACAUCUGGAAGUGAUGGUCCAAUACGUCUUACUACUUGUGCUUUUAAUUCUAUCUGUUCUAUUUAUCUUGAAUUUUGUAACGACAAGGUUCCAUUUAAACCCUGUUACUUACAAUAUUUACAAUUGGUCAAUAAUAAUGAAAUAAUUGAACCAUUUUUUGAAAUGAGCUUACCUAUAACAUUUGGUUUACAAUUGAAAGGAACAUUCCCUUUUGAUAUUACUUAUGAUUACAAAAGACCAAAAGUUGAUGUUCAAAAUCAUAAGAUGAAAUCUAACGUGAUGAAUGAUAAUCAGCAAACUACGAAAGAAAGGAAAAAUUGGUAUGAUCUACUAAAGAAGUAUGAAGAACAAAUUCUUGGAAAUAAUUUUGAAUUGACUGAGAGGUUUAAAAAUAAUUUUGAAAAAUUUUGGCCAUUGUUUAUAGAUUAUGAUCAAAUGAACGAUGGUGAUGAUUUCGUUGUUGAAGGUUCUUCUUCGAAAAGGCUUAAGCAAUGA
Molecule: messenger RNA, 849 nt
Organism: Funneliformis caledonium
Lineage: Eukaryota; Fungi; Glomeromycota; Glomeromycetes; Glomerales; Glomeraceae
Source: the annotation of a GenBank genome assembly